GCGGGGUGAGUUCUGGACCGGGAUAUAACAUCAUUGCUCCCCCAUCGUUCAAUUGCCUUCGUCCGACCACCCACAAUUCAGUUCUCCAGCCACGCCAUCGUUUUCAACACCAGGAUACCAUGCGGACUUUUACCAUCCUCAGCUCUUUGACUGUAUUAGCAGGCCUUGUCAAAGCAGCAGACUACGGCCCCUGCCCCUACAAAGAAAACGAGAAUUGCUGGGAGAUUAUGGAUAACACCGCUUGUUUUCUUAAUCCGACGAGCACGGAGCAGAUCUUUACUUGUAUCCCUGGGGGGAAGGAGGGUGUCUGCGCCUGCUACGGCUGUCUCGGAUACACGCCCGUUACCGAGUUAAUUCGGAAGGAGGCUGCUUGCCAAGGCGUGAACACUGACCCGCCGACGCCGGCGCCGACGGUUUCUGGUCUGGCAGCACAACCUCCAUCUGGGGAUCUAGUCCUCCCGACUACGACCUCCACCAAUUAUAUGCAGCACGGGAGACAGGAAUACAGCCAUUCAGAUGCUACUUCCGGAGCCCUGGGCCUUCUUGUCGACCAGUCCGUUAUCGACCCUGCGCUCUUGCACAGCGCGGCAGUUGAUCUCGACAUGAGCUCCAGCUACCCCUACUCUUUAGAGGAAGCCAGAGCUCUCCAGACGAAGCAUUUUGAAAGACGUCUUCGCCGCCGCUCAAACCGCCGGCAUCGUUCCGACCCCCAGCCACGCUCAUGUCCCAUCAAAGGCUGCAUGUUCAAAGCAUUGACGAAAAGGGAUAUGCAACGCCACAUCGACAGUCUCCAGCACCGCGAGGAUCUAGGAGACCUGAAUGCCGCUGGGUACACCUUGAGCGAGGAGACCGCCUGCUCCGUCGUUGGCUGCGAAGCAAUUUUUUAUCGGAAGGACAAUCUGAAGAGACACAUGGCAAAGAUACACGAGCGUGGGCGUGGGUCACUGAUCUAUGGGGAGGCCUAA
Neurospora tetraspora is the source of this 965-nucleotide messenger RNA. RefSeq lists its product as uncharacterized. NCBI's taxonomy places the organism in Eukaryota, Fungi, Ascomycota, Sordariomycetes, Sordariales, Sordariaceae. The record is from RefSeq and is a predicted model, not a curated record. The transcript has 6 exons. Gene Ontology annotation, biological process: regulation of transcription by RNA polymerase II. Bases 120 to 965 code for a protein of 281 amino acids. Gene Ontology annotation, cellular component: nucleus.